This is a messenger RNA of Microtus ochrogaster (prairie vole), 1420 nucleotides long. RefSeq names its product Rh blood group CcEe antigens. NCBI's taxonomy places the organism in Eukaryota, Metazoa, Chordata, Mammalia, Rodentia, Cricetidae. The record is from RefSeq and is a predicted model, not a curated record. Gene Ontology annotation, cellular component: plasma membrane. Gene Ontology annotation, molecular function: ammonium channel activity. Bases 1 to 963 code for a protein of 320 amino acids. The transcript is spliced from 7 exons. Gene Ontology annotation, biological process: ammonium transmembrane transport; ammonium homeostasis.
AUGGGCUCUAAGUACUCACGGUCCCUCCGAUGCUGCCUGCCCCUGUGGGCCUUCGUACUGCAGGUGGCUUUUAUUAUUCUCUUCUUUUUCAUCUCCUAUGACACCCCCCAAGUGGAUCAGAAGUUAAUGGAGACCUAUCAAGUCUUCCAGGAUUUGACCCUUAUGGCAGCCUUGGGCUUCGGCUUCCUUUCCUCAUCUUUCCGGAGACACAGCUGGAGCAGUGUGGCCUUUAACCUCUUCAUCUUGGCCCUUGGGGUGCAGGGGUCGAUCUUGCUGGAGCGCUUCCUGAGCUGGCCUUUCCUACAGGAUGUAGCCAUCAAUCUGUUCAGCAUCCGGACGGCUACCAUGAGCACAAUACCUGUGCUCAUCUCAGCGGGCGCUGUCCUUGGGAAGGCCAACUUGGUGCAGCUGGCUGUGAUGGUGCUAAUGGAAGCUGCAGCCUUCGGAGCCGUCAGGCUUGUUGACAAGAAGGUCUUCCACAUGGAAGACCACAUAAUCGCAAUGCACGGGCAUGUGUUUGGGGCCUAUUUCGGACUGCUUGUGGCCUGGUGUCUCUCCAGGGGAGUAGGUGAGAAAGCCCAGACAGAGAAGGCUCAGAUGGCCACAAGCUCCAGUCUGUUUGCCAUGCUGGGCACCUUCCUCUUGUGGAUCUUCUGGCCCAGUUUCAACUCUGCUCUGCUGGAAUGGCCAAAUGAGAAGAAGACCGCUGUGCUCAACACCUACUAUGCCCUUGCCGUCAGCGCAGUGACAGCCACCUCCAUGUCAGCCCUGAGCCACCCCCAGGGGAAGAUCAACAUGGUUCACAUCCACAAUGCAGUGCUGGCGGGAGGCGUGGCUGUGGGUGCCCCGUGUUUCCUGAUCACUUCUCCCUGGAUUGCCAUGGUGCUGGGCCUCACAGCGGGGUUGAUCUCCAUUGGGGGAGCCAAGUGCCUGCCGUUCCCUCACUUGGCUGUUGGGUUUUAAGCAGAAACAUCUGAGAAGGAGGCCGAGCGUGGAGCUGCCCCUCUCCGUGUGUUCCCUUCGUGCAGGCAACACGUGUUACAAGGAGGUCUUCCAAGUGGUGAUUUAAGUUUAAACAAUAUGUCUGGUUUCAUGACAGAUACUGUCAAUACUGGUGGCUGCAGACACCUCAUUAAAGUUCUGGCCCGUUCUGUCGACAACUGUUUGCUUCUUUUCACACUUAAUGAAGCCGCCACCCAGGUGGUUAACUGCUGGCUACAGCAGCACAGGAAGUGAUGGGCAAUAAGAAAACUAAGAACCUCACGUCUGGUCACUGCACACAAGCUUUGGACCCCGCAGUUUUACAAGGUCCUCGGAAUCCCCCAGACUGUACUGUGGAGCUGGUUAUGGGGUAAGGGGGGGUGCAAGCUCUCAAGUUCCUAAGAGGACUCAAAUCCAUCAUCUGUGGAUUUGUGAUGUC